This is a messenger RNA of Bactrocera oleae (olive fruit fly), 2176 nucleotides long. RefSeq names its product intraflagellar transport 52 (gene IFT52). The record is from RefSeq and is a predicted model, not a curated record. Gene Ontology annotation, biological process: intraciliary transport; cilium assembly. Lineage: Eukaryota; Metazoa; Arthropoda; Insecta; Diptera; Tephritidae. Gene Ontology annotation, cellular component: intraciliary transport particle B; cilium; centriole.
CUAGGUUUCACUUACUUUUACAGAAACGCGCUGGAGUGUAUUGCAAAUUUUGACGUGUCGCCGCACGCAAAGCCAUACGCCCACAAACCGAAGCCAUUUUUGUGUAAUUUAACUACUGAGUUUGAUUUCAAAUCAACAAAUAUUCGCGAUCUACGAUCACACAAAGUUUCGAUUUUUGACAAAAACUUUAAUUUAUUUCGUAAUUUUCAACACACACAAGCUCGCUGGUUCGCUCGUCGUCGCUGCUUGAAAAGGUGAAAAGUCAAAUUGACAGCUCCGCCGUGGUGCUGUUGCCAUUGCAAAAUUACAGAAAAUAGUUGAGAAUGGGCAGCACUGCAAAAUAGCGAGUGCAUUAGUUGUUAGAAAUGUUUUGCUUAUGGAAGCUGUUUGGAAUUGAAAGUUUUUUCAUACAUUUUUGUAUGGUUUCAUUCGAAGACACGGUUUAAUAGCUUUGAUUAAUACAUUUAAAUAUUUUUAAAAUCUCAGGUUUCGUGAUUAUCCGGCAGCACCGGCAGCACUAUUAAACUAAUCGCUUAAAAUUCGCGUUGCAAUGAACUGUUGCUAGGAAACGGAAGUGAAUAACAUAAGCCGACUAAUUAAUUCAAUAUAAAUUAUUACUUAAAAUAAAAUAAUAUUGUUAAAAAUAACUUAAACAUGUCGAAAGGAGUUAUUUGCUUUGAUAUAUCGAAAAAUGAACGUUUCCAAUUGACGGAUAACUAUAAAAUGUUGCACCGCAAACUGAAAGUAAAUUGGAAAGUUGAACAGAGCGAUGGUGAACUGAAGAAAGAGCGGCUACAGCGUGUGGGCAUCUUUGUUUUGGCCGGACCGCAGGAUCGGUUCACCGAGGAAGAGUUCCAAGUGUUGAAGGAAUUUGUAGAAAAGGGUGGCAAAUUAUGGGUGAUGCUAGGCGAAGGCGGCGAACAGGAAUUUAAUACAAAUGUGAAUUUCUUUCUAGAACAAUACGGCAUAUAUAUCAAUAGUGACACGGUGGUGCGCCCACAUUACUAUAAAAAUUUCCAUCCUAAGGAGUGUAUUAUUGGCGGUGGUGUGGUUUGCGAGUCGAUGUGGCGGCAUUUAAUCAAACAAGAUAUCGAGAAGGUCGAUUAUGACUUUAGCGAUGAGAAAUACAAAAUACACUUUCAAUAUCCAUAUGGUGCGACUUUAAAUGUCUCAGAACCGGCGAAUGUGCUACUAAGCACGGGACCUGUAGUUUAUCCUUUUAAUCGACCGCUAGCUGGUUACUACGUCAACGAGCAGGGCGGCAAGAUACUCGCCAUCGGCUCUGGUUACAUGUGGCACGAUAAGUAUUUGCAGAGUGAUAAGACAAACGACGCGCUACUGGAAUAUUUUAUACAACUUUUGGGCGGCAAUGAAAUACAAUAUUCACAUUUGGACUUCAACGAUGUGGAGAUAAACGACAACAAAACCUUCACCGAUAUCGCCUUCAUCGCUGAUUUGCCGAAAGCUUGUCUGAUCGACUCCAUUGGCGGCACAGAAACACCCGCCGAUUUCAAACAAAUGUUCGACAUGACAAUCUACUCGCUAAGUAAUCGUUUGCUGAAGGAUGUAAUGGCGACAUACGAACAAUUGAAUGUCAAAUAUGAAGCGUUAAAAAUAAUUAAGCCGCAAUUUGAGAUACCGUUGCCGCCAUUACAGUUAGCGACUUUUCCUCCUAUCUUCAGCGAGCCUGCCGCCCCACCACUCGAACUCUUCGACUUGGACGAGGUGUUUAGCGCUGCGCGCACACAACUGGCCAAUAUGACCAGCAAAUGUGUGCAGUCCAUUACCGCGAAGGAUGCACGUAAGCCGCUAAAUACACGUGAAUUGGAGAAUUAUAUUAAAGAGUGUGCGCGGAUUACGGGCAUCAUACACGAGCACCAAGAUGUGCAAGCGCGUGAGAUACUCAAUAUAUUGGCGCGCCAGAUCGUAAGCUACCGACCGUAUGCAGAUGAGUAGUGGACGCCACAGCCGAAAUAGGAGCGAAGGUGUGAUAUUUCGACACGAGGCAUAGUCUAGACUAAAUAUUUUUUUGUUUUUUAAUUUUUUAAAUCAUUUAAUUUUCAGUUGCUUUUGUUGUGAAAGAAGUUGGAAUGCAAAUGUAGUAUUAUUUAACGUUUAAAUUGAAAAAUAUGCAAUUUCCAGCAACAAUGCGCACAUAUACAUAUAUACUAGUAAA